CUUAUGUAAGGUGACAUUUGACAUGCUUCAGUGAAUGCGUUAGCGUUGAGGAUAACACUUAUUUGGACUUACACAAAGCAAGACUUGGAGCAAGUUUUGUUUUCAAAUCCUGUGCUCCACAGUUGUUGGUUCACUGUUAAGAUGGUGGUUCUGUUGUGUAAGAUUCCUGGAUACUCUGGAGGGCCGUUGAUCAGCAAGUGACUGUUGUGUUGGUUGUUGUGUUUCUGUGUAUUUCCUUCAAUUCUGUGAAAGUGGGAGAGUAUUUUACAUGGGAGUGGACAAGGAUGACGACAGGACGCAUGUGACCUUGGAUCUACAGGUAGCAGACGCGAAGCUUGUGUCAAACUAAAAAGUCAUUGUCUCGUGUGGAAGCCGAUGUCUGCUAUGCACUAUGAGGGCUGAGACUGCAAACCAGUGACACACACUCAACAAUGUCUGCCAUUGUGAUGAGACUGCUUAUGCUGUUCCUGCUAGGGGUACUGAAUCAGCUCAGUCCAGCAGCAGGAGUUCAGCCAUCUUACAACCUGUGUGACGUGAAGCCAGGGUUUUCACUCAAUGGCGACUACUUCCCGGAGAUCAAUGACACAUCCAGGGUGUCCAUCAAUCUGACUGGUACCAACCCCCAGGCCAAGUACCACUGCCUCAUGCGCUUCACCACCUGCAACAACUGCAGCUUCCGCGUCGAACCCAUCACCGACUUCAGCUACCACAACUGUCUCUGGGACAACGUGUAUAGGAACUAUGGAGGCCGCUGUGCUCCAGGGUGCACAUACCUACACCUGUUUGACCCGGACUACGUGAAUGAGACAUCUCGGUCGUACACCUCCACGCCGUGGCCGGAGUCCCCGUAUUACUCGCUGUCAAAGAAACUCUACAUUGUUGUGUGUUCAAAUCGAAGCAUGGUGAAGAAUAUCCACCUGAGCCUGCAACUCACUGUCGUUGAAAAGAAGCAAGAUAUUCGGGGAUCAGCCUAUGACACGCCCUCUGACUCAAAUUACAUCAUGUCGCCAGCUUUCCCAAACUUCUAUGCCGAGAAUGAUGAAGUGUACAUCUACCACUUCUCUGCCGUUAACAUCGACGAGUACAUUGUAUUGACGUUUGACGACUGGCAUAUGUCUCCAAGGUCUAUCCUGUGGUUCCAGAAGAGUGACAUUAUCGGCCCGAUCUACGGAUCCAGCAGUCGCCCAGUUGUUGUGUCUGACGGCCCAGAGCUAAUUGUCAAGUUCAAAACAGGGAUACCGCAAACAUCGUCUAAUCGCAACUAUAUUGGUUUUAAAGCCACCUACUCUUUUAAUAACAAUCGGCGGCAAACAGUGAGACCCAUCACAGACUGUGGAGGAUACUUGAUGGACAAGGAAGGAGGGGUCGUGACCUUUAACCCUGUGAUGAGCACCAAUGAAUACUAUGAUUGUAUCUGGGUUUUUGGGCGCCAUCGAGAGUUCAGCAUGAUUCAAGUCAAGCUCAUUGAAUAUGACAGCUCACCAAUGUACUACCCACAACAGCGGGACCGGGUGGAGAUUCGGGGAGGAAUUACCUCCCUUGGCACUGAAGUGGCUCUGGUGAAGUAUGAAAACCUGGAUCGCUACAAGAACCAUGGCUUCGUGAACAACACUGGCUUCUAUGUGCGUCUCCAGGGACGGUACCAAAACGCCCGGGACUUCGUUCUGGCCUACUCCUCCUACAGCUACGGAGUUUGUCGAUACCGAGACUUCAAGUGUUUCAACGGCCGCUGCAUCUCCUCAGACCUCAAGUGCGACAGCUACGACCACUGUGGCGACAACUCGGAUGAAAGGUCCUCUCUCUGUGGCACCAAAGAUGGGGAAUAUUCCCGCUACUCCUACACCAUCAGCAUCGGCGUCAUCAUCCCAAUGGUCAUCUCCAUCUUCCUCAUCGUCGUCAUCUGUCUGCUCAUCAUCUUCAUCCGCCGAUGUCGUACGCUGUCCCAGCAGGGACCACGCAAUGGUCGACAGCCAAUCACCUCGGUCAGCGGCAACAUGGCGCGUCGGAACCGACGAGGGAGGAACAGGAGUCGAAUAAGGAUGAACCUAACGAUCCAGCAAGAUGCUCCGCCUUCCUACGAUGAAGUCAUCCAGAACACUCCCAUUGGCUAUCUCAACAUGGCUUUCAUGUGGUCCCAGCCAGACGUCAACAAUGGACUCGUUAACCCACCCACCUACGAGGAAGCAACCAGCCCGACCACAGACGUACCUCGACUCACGUCCUCACAGAAUGUCCUCAACCAAUCAGCAGACUCCACAAGUUCCUCAGACUCGCUGGAGUCCCACUCAUGCGACAUUCCAAGAGCAUCUGACACAUCGUCGGAUGGAUCACAAAUGGAACGCCAUCUAUGCCAAGCGUCCUUUUCGUCGGAUUCCACAGUAGCAGAAAGGGACUGUUACCCCCCUCAUGACACAUCUGUGUCGUCUGGACGCCAUGAUGAGUCUGGACGCAUGAACCAGCAGAGACACAGUAAGCCAGUUGAUGAGUUCAUAGAGUGCCCUGUCAGCUCAUCUACUCUGAGAAACAAGGACCCCAAACCACAGAGUGAAAGUGAGGCUGUGCGGGAGCAAGGUGCAGCAGCCUGCCCAGGUCAAGGUGACAGUCAAGGUCAAGGAAGAAGUAGAGACAGUUUAGUUGCUCAUGGGAAAGAUCGGGAUCACACAGCCAAAAAGAAGAAGAAAUCCUCAAGAAAUCGAUCAGAACCUGAGCCUCGAACACAGCCUGAACCUCGAAUACAACCUGAUUCUCGAACACAACCAGAGCCUCGAACACAAUCCGAGCCUCAAUCACCAUCUGAUCGUCCACGGCAACGGGGGAGGAGAGGCAGGCAAUCAGGCAGUAACCGUUCACCUUCCCAUGUGAGAGACAGUUCUACAGAGGGUGGAGAGGUGGUACUCCGGGUUCCUUCCACAGCCAUAGUGCCAGCUCACAGCCCUCGAAGGCAUGGGCAAGCAGAGAGAGAGGAACCCCAAUCACAAGACGAUCGGUUACGAGGGACUUAUCUCUCGCUUUCUUUGGACACAGGUGAUGGUGAUCCAGACAUUUUUGUGUGAUUCUGUGAUAUGUCACAUAUUUAUGUGAAUUUGUUGGUGCAGGUGUGCAUCGGACUUAAUCUGUGUGCAACGGUUGUUCAGAACAGGGAUCUCAACAUAUAUGGAAGCGUGUCAGUGGGAUGAUUAUACUUGCCUAGGAUUGUGUCCGCUUUACAAGACAUAUCACCAUCUUGGGAAUUCUCUGAGCUACAAUCACAAUAUUGUGAUUUCUUUCAGCUACUUUAAGUAUAUUGUGAUUUCUGUGAGCGACCAUUGCUGCAUUGUGAUUUAUAUGCGCUAUAUGGUUGACAGAACCAUGGGGAACAUUUAGGAGAUUGUGAUCAAAGGAAGCUAAAUUACACAAACAAUUUUUGCCCAAG
Molecule: messenger RNA, 3412 nt
Organism: Haliotis rufescens (red abalone)
Lineage: Eukaryota; Metazoa; Mollusca; Gastropoda; Lepetellida; Haliotidae
Exons: 14
Coding region: 432-3053 (873 amino acids)
Molecular function (GO): protein binding
Source: RefSeq, a predicted model, not a curated record